Parastagonospora nodorum SN15 is the source of this 1830-nucleotide messenger RNA. RefSeq lists its product as hypothetical. The coding region runs from base 1 to 1830 and encodes 609 amino acids. Lineage: Eukaryota; Fungi; Ascomycota; Dothideomycetes; Pleosporales; Phaeosphaeriaceae. The transcript has a single exon. Gene Ontology annotation, cellular component: spliceosomal complex. The record is from RefSeq and is a predicted model, not a curated record.
AUGACGAGCAUCGACGAUCUGUUCAAAGGCGCAAACGGCGCGACGAAGCGCAAAUUCGAGAAUCCCCGCGAAGCCAACCCAACACAAGCCUACAAGUCUGUCAAAUUAAGUCCCGAAAGCGACGUCAAGCACGCAGCAACGGUGGCCGAUGAGGAAGACGACGACGACGAAGCUGGCCCUUCACUCCCCCCAGACUUCGAAGAGGACGGACCCGGCGACGAUGAUGAAGGCCACUUCUUCGGCGGAGGACUCGAUGAGGACGCGAAAGAUGCCAUGGACUACCUAGACGCACAAGACGGGGAAGAUGCCAUAAAAGACGAGAAAUACGACAGUGCCUGGCUGCGCAAGCUGUGUUUGAACUUCGAGAAGAGGGUGAACAGGAACGCAUCGCUGCGCGCCAAGUACGAAGACGAUCCCACAAAGUUCAUGGAGUCGGAGGGUGAUUUGGACGAGAGCAUAAAGAGCUUGAGCACGCUUUCGGAGCACGCAGAGCUAUACGAAGAGUUUGCGAAGAACACGGCGGCGGCAAAAUUGGUGGAGCUUCUGGCGCACGAAAAUACGGACAUCGCCAUCGCUGCGAUUGAGAUGGUAUCAGAGCUCACAGACGAGGACGUGGCAGGAGAACAGGAGCAGUGGGAUGCGCUCGUGGCGGCAUUCCUCGAGGCCGACCUGCUGAGCCUGCUGGUGUCCAACUUCUCCCGCUUCGACGAGACCGACUCCGCCGACGCAUCGGGCGUCUAUCACUCCCUCAGUGUCAUCGAGAAUCUCCUAUCGCAACCCUCGAAUACAGACCUGAUUGGCAAAGAAGCCGCGCUGGUCAAGUGGCUGCUGGAACGGGUACAGAAGCCCGAAAAGCCUACCACACAGAACAAGCAGUAUGCUUCCGAGGUCCUCUCCAUUCUCACACAAUCAUCACGACCGAAUCGGAUACACAUCGCCGAGGCCAACGGUGUCGACAUCUUCCUGACUAGUCUUGCGCCAUAUCGGAGAGACGACCCGGAGAAGGACAGCGACGAGGAAGAAUACAUGGAGAACAUGUUCAAUUGCCUCGCGUCAAUCACCGAAGAGCCAAUAGGCAAGGCGAAGUUCUUGGAGGCCGAGGGUGUUGAGCUGUGUCUACUCUUGGUGAGAGACGGAAAAACGAGCAAGAGCCGGUCAUUGAAGGUGCUGGACCAUGCAUGUGGCUACGCCGAGGAUGCGCCACCAGAAAAAACGCAAACAAACGGUGCAAGUUCAAAAGCGAAAGUUCCAGACGAGCCGUCGCCAAACAGCGCCAUGGCCGUUUGCGAGAAGCUCGUGGAAUCAAGAGGCCUAAAGCCACUCUUCAGCACAUUCAUGAAGACGAAGAAGCACGACCCCGAACAGACCGAACACAUCCUCGGCAUAUUUGCUUCUCUACUCCGCUCAUUGCCAGGCAACUCAGACGCACGUUUCCGACUACUUGCAAAAUUCCUCGAGAAGAAUUACGAAAAGAUCAACAAACUAGUUGCGCUCAGACGAGACUACGCCAGCCGCGUAGCAGCCUUCGACGACAAGCUGGCAGACCGGAAACGAGGACUGUCCAAAGAAGAGCAAGACGAUCUUGAACUGGAGAAUGUUGCGACUCGGUUGAGUGAGGGUUUAUACUGUCUCGAGCGCAUCGAUGCAAUCCUGGCAUGGCUGGUCGCGGAAGACGACGGAGCUAAGACUGCUAUCAUUCAAGCGCUGGGCGAUCGAGACGAGGGCCUGGGAGACUUGAAGAAGACGCUUCAAGCACAACUCGAUGGAAAUAUGGAAGUUGAACGCGCGGAGCGAGAAAUGCUGGAGACGCUGGUUGGAUUUCUGGAUUGA